CCAUUCUUUAGGGGAUAUUUUUUCCACUAUUUUAUCGUCAUAUCAGCUUUGUUUGUGCCGUGUAACGGCUGUAAAAUGUCGCACACGGUUUAUAUAUUAUGAUGUUGUCAUUUCUUUUUUUUGCAGCAAAACAUCCUUUAUAAGUACAAAACAACUAGAAACAACAAAAGCAGAAAUGUUUGUAGCUGUCUCAGUUUUGUUAUCCAUUGUUGGUACUUGCACUGUAUAUGCAGGCGAGAUAAGGACCAACGUGGCAUUUAAAAAACCAUGUAAAAUGUCGGAACAAGCUGGUGAUAAUCCAUGUACGUACGGCAAUGACGGCAACACGGAGGCUGGAUCAUGCUUUCAAACCAAAAGAUCAGACAAAAACUUUUGGAGGGUGGAUUUGGGUGAUACUUAUGAAAUUGCCAAAAUUAAAAUAUAUAGCAACCUUGACGCUACAGAAAGAUCAGGAAAAUAUAUCAGAGUAUUCAUUGGCCUUGAAGAAUCUGAUGUAUUUAGAACAAAAGUUGGCGAUUUUCAAGACUUGUUAGACAUUCAAAUCAUUGAUCUACCUCCUGGUACAAAGGCAAAUUAUGUCACGAUUGUCCAAACGGCACCAGAGGGAAAUCUGCUGAAAUUGAAUCUUUGUGAAAUUCAAGUCUUUUCACCUAAUUCCUAAUAACUAAAUGAAGCUGCAGUUUUAACGAAAGAAUUCAGACGUGUUUUUGACAUAUUCAACUGUUUUGAAUAAAGUACAGAAUCACAUAAAGUA
Messenger RNA from Ruditapes philippinarum (Manila clam), 754 nucleotides. RefSeq lists its product as uncharacterized. The coding region runs from base 176 to 661 and encodes 161 amino acids. NCBI's taxonomy places the organism in Eukaryota, Metazoa, Mollusca, Bivalvia, Venerida, Veneridae. The transcript has 4 exons. The record is from RefSeq and is a predicted model, not a curated record.